Messenger RNA from Pygocentrus nattereri (red-bellied piranha), 2973 nucleotides. Its product is annotated as zinc finger protein 665-like. The coding region runs from base 314 to 2881 and encodes 855 amino acids. The record is from RefSeq and is a predicted model, not a curated record. Gene Ontology annotation, molecular function: RNA polymerase II cis-regulatory region sequence-specific DNA binding; DNA-binding transcription factor activity. Gene Ontology annotation, biological process: regulation of transcription by RNA polymerase II. The transcript is spliced from 6 exons. NCBI's taxonomy places the organism in Eukaryota, Metazoa, Chordata, Actinopteri, Characiformes, Serrasalmidae.
GGUUCCAGCGUGAACCCCUGAAUCCCAGGUGGUGGCGCUAAUUCGACAACUGUGGUUCUCACUUACCAACAAAGUGGAGAAGCAAAAGAUCGGCUUGGUCGUCCGUACCUCCUUCUGGGCGCUGCUGGAGCGAGAGAAAGCCCGUGAAACCAGAAGCUGCGCUGCUGAAGAAAUGAUGUCCUGUUACAAGUCCUCUGCGUGUAGUGCCCACUUUCCUGCACAGUUUAAAUUUACCUCUACAAACACAUGAUGUCAGCAUGUCACCAGGAAGACACUUUCUCCGCAGAAACCAAGAUAGAUUAAAUAUGCACAUAUGGAGACCAGAAGCUCCAGCACUCGGCAGAGUUCCUCUGGUACUCCGCAAAUGUCCGAUGAUGCAGGCCCACACAGUCACUUCUCUGAAUGUGAGAAGAGUUUUACUCUACAAACUCAUCUGAAAAUACAGCAGCGCGUUCACACAGGAGAGAAGCUGUACCACUGUUCGGAGUGUUUGAAGACGUUCACCCAACAAGGUAGUCUCCAGCGUCACUGGCGCAUCCAUACAGGGGAGAAGCCGUAUUACUGCGCGGUGUGUGGAAAAAGCUUUGCUCAACAGGGCACUCUCCAGCGGCACCAGCGCAUUCACACAGCAGAGAAACAACACUGCUGUUCAGAGUGUGGGAAAAGUUUUAGAUGCAGCGAUGAUCUCAGAAUACAUCAGCGGAUCCACACGGGAGAGAAACCGUAUCGCUGUGCCGAGUGCGGGAGUAGUUUCACGAGACGGAGCAGUCUCCAACUACACCGGCGCAUUCACACAGCAGAGAAAUGGUACUACUGCUCAGAGUGCAUGAAGAGUUUCACUCAGCUGAGUAGUCUUCAACGACACCAACGCAUUCACACAGGAGAGAAACCACACUGCUGUUCGGAGUGUGGGAAGAGGUUUCGAUUCAGUGUCGAUUUCAAAAUACACCAACGUUUUCACACUGGAGAGAGGCCAUAUCACUGCUCAGAGUGUGGGAAGAGUUUUACUCUACAGAGUAUUUUACAAAAACACCAGCGCAUUCACACAGGAGAGAAACCGUAUUACUGCUCAGAGUGUGGGGACAGCUUUACUCUACAGGCUCAUCUUCAGCGACACCAGCGCAUUCACACCGGAGAGAAGCCGUAUCAGUGCUCGGAGUGUGGGAAAAGUUUUAGAGACAAAGGAAAUCUCCAACGACACCAGCGUAUUCACACAGGAGAGAAGCCGUACCAGUGCUCGGAGUGUGAAAGGAGUUUUAGAGAUGGAGGAACCCUCAAAAAACAUCAACUGAUUCACUCGAAGGAGAAACCAUAUCACUGCUCAGACUGUGGGAAGAGAUUCAGGCAUUCAAAUACUUUAAAGAUACAUAAAUGUAGAGCAAAAAGAAGCUCCGGUACUGGUGCAGGCAAAGAGACCCGCUGCUCAGACUGUGGGAAGCAAUUUGCUCUGCAGGGUUAUCUCAGAAUACACCAGCGCAUUCACACAGGAGACAAACCGUAUCCUUGUUUAGAUUGUGGAAAGUGCUUUAUUCAGCAGAGUCAUCUCCAGCGACACCAGCGCAUUCACACAGGAGACAAACCCCACUGUUGUUCAGAGUGUGGGAAGAGCUUUAGAGACAGUCGUGAUCUUAUAAGUCACACACCGGAGAGAAACCAUAUCACUGCUCAGAGUGGCCUGGAGAUCUACCACCCUGGAGAGAUUAAACCCAGCUCCCCUGGCUCUAAUGUUCAGAUGCCCCAAAAGACUUUCCUUAUCUGGUUCAGCUCCUCUUCUGGACGACUAGCCAGUCGUGGCGCAGGAGGCGGGGUUUGUCGGAAUAUGGGUGGGGCUGAAGCUGGCGCCCCCGGAUCUCGUGGUGGCGCCAGUUCCCUCUCCCGUUCCUUCAGCGUGGAGAACAAGAUGUGCUCAGUAGCGCUGGCUGGAGCUGCAGGGCUGAAGAAGAGAACGAUGUCUUGUUGCAAGUCAUCUCCUGCUCCUGCUGUCCGCUAUCCUUCAGAACUCGAAUUAACUUGCACAAACGCAUCAGAAUAUGGCCAUGAGAAUAAGUCAGUGCUGAAAUCGGGUGAGAUUAAAACUGAAGAUAUGGCAUCCAGAAUGCGCUCCAUUACUGAGCAGAUGUCCUCUGGUGUUUUUCACACUGAUGUGCUUCAGAGACAAAGGCAGUUGAAUGCAGGCAAGGAGAGAACUCAUCGCUGUUCAGAGUGUGGAAAGGGUUUUACUCUUCAGUACAACCUCCAACGACACAAGCGUCUUCACACAGAGAAACCGUACUACUGCUCUGUGUGUGGGAAGAAUUUUACUCUUCAGAAUAGUCUCCACAUACACCAGCGCGUUCACACGGGAGAGCUGCCGUAUGACUGUCCGGAGUGCGGGAAACGAUUUAAUCAGCACACCAGUCUUCGCAUCCAUCAGCGCAUUCACACUGGCGAGAGGCCGUAUUCCUGCUCGGCGUGUGGGAAAUGUUUUAAUCAGCGGACUAGUCUUCGGAUACACCGGCGCAUUCACACAAGCGAGAAGCCGUAUGACUGCUCAACGUGUGGAAAGAGUUUUAGUCAACAGGGUCAUCUCCGGCUACACCAACGGAUUCACACGGGAGAGAAACCGUAUCAGUGCCCAGAGUGCGGAAAGAGCUUCAACCAGCAGAGUCACCUGCAUGUACACCUGCAGAUUCACGUAGGAGAGAAACAGUAUCACUGCUCAGAGUGCGGGAAGAACUUUAACCGACAGACGAAUCUCCGAAGACACCAGCGCAUUCAUACCGGAGAGAUGCCGUAUUACUGCUCCGAAUGUGGGCGCAACUUCAGGCAUUCAAGUACUUUAAAGUCACACAAGUGUGUGAAAAAGGAGGAAGAAGCCUGUGAUGUGUGUUUGUCGACGUGAUUUUACUCUACCGUUUUCUUCAGGUUAACAUGAAAAGAUCUGUUUGUCAGUUAUUUUGUUAAACAACUUGUAAUGAAGGUACUUGUUCAAAA